AUGUCCUUCUCCAACACCUCCGUUGGCGACAAGCCUGCCGACCCGUACAAGGCGGCCAACGCAGAUGAACCCAAUCUGGAGACCAAGAUCAACGACCUGGUUCAGUUCAUGACGUCUUGCAAGUUUGGCAUGAUGACGACUCGCGAGGCUGAAACAAAGAAUUUGGUUUCACGAUGCAUGGCUUUGGCCGCUACUGAGUCUGGUGGCAUCGAUCUUUUGUUCCAUACAAACACCGAGUCUGGCAAGACGGACGACCUGUCGAGCGACCCGCACGUCAACAUUUCUUUCCUCAAUGUGUCGGGCGAGUGGGCUUCCGUUUCUGGCGAGGCCGCGAUAGUGACGGACAGAGAGCUCGUCAGGAAGCAUUACAACCCCGCGCUCAAGGCGUGGCUCGGGGAUCUUGGCGACGGCAAGCACGACGGAUCGGAGAACGACCCGCGCAUUGGCGUCAUUCGCGUCAAGAUGCUCUCGACGACAUAUUCGCUCGUGGCCAAGAACAUCAUUAGCCGGGCAGUUGAAGUAGUGCAGGGAGCCAUGACGGGCAAGCCUGCUCAAGUGAACAAUCUGAGAGAGAUCUCGCAAGACGAGGUCAAGCAGUGGCGGGCCAGCCACUGA
Purpureocillium takamizusanense is the source of this 615-nucleotide messenger RNA. It is a transcript of the gene BLI3, whose product is annotated as BLI-3 blue-light-inducible Bli-3 protein. The record is from RefSeq and is a predicted model, not a curated record. The coding region runs from base 1 to 615 and encodes 204 amino acids. The transcript is spliced from 2 exons. NCBI's taxonomy places the organism in Eukaryota, Fungi, Ascomycota, Sordariomycetes, Hypocreales, Ophiocordycipitaceae.